Messenger RNA from Hemibagrus wyckioides, 7784 nucleotides. It is a transcript of the gene gatad2b, whose product is annotated as GATA zinc finger domain containing 2B. Gene Ontology annotation, molecular function: sequence-specific DNA binding. The transcript is spliced from 12 exons. NCBI's taxonomy places the organism in Eukaryota, Metazoa, Chordata, Actinopteri, Siluriformes, Bagridae. The coding region runs from base 838 to 2772 and encodes 644 amino acids. The record is from RefSeq and is a predicted model, not a curated record. Gene Ontology annotation, cellular component: NuRD complex. Gene Ontology annotation, biological process: negative regulation of transcription by RNA polymerase II.
AACAUUCACGAUAAUAGGGGCGCGUCUCCGACACCGCCGCCGACCAAUAAGCCGCGUGUCUGGGCAGAGAGCGAGCGGCCGAGCGCACGCCGAGGCCCAAUCAGCGCUUUUGUGUUCACUGCCGGCGCCGGGGACUGCACGGGAAAGAGGUGCCGCAGCGCUUCAGGAUCGGAGAGCGAGCCCGGAGCCAGAGCAACCUGAGGCGGUGAAGGCGAGUCAGAUCACUGUCCCCCUGGAGCAGAGGUUAGACAGGCCAAGCGUCAGGUCUGAGUGCAGUGGUGCUCGUCACCUGCUGUCCCUCUCCUCUGGAGCUGUGAAUGUAGCAACGGAUGCCUCAUGAUCUCAUAAGAGCAUUGCUGAAGUCGUAUUUCUGCUUUUGCACGCCCUCAGGGAGGUCACACUCGCGCUGGAGUGCUGCCGUCUGUGAAAGUGAGCUCAUAGAGGUGACUACAGCACAAGGGGCUCGCUGCCUCACUGUCAUUUUAACAUCUGAAUCACACAAAGCCGAGCGAGGAUAUCGCUACUGGGCUGCGGAAACCGGAAACGGCUGUGUUCAGAAUUGUGAAGAAAAAAAAAUCCCUUUUCUCCCCCUCAUUUUCUCCCUAAUUUGAUUUUCCACCCACCAGCCAGCUCUCCUGUAUCAUAUGACGGCUACCGACCAAGGAGGGUGAAGGCUAGCGCAAACUUCAUCUGAGAAGCCAAAGCUAACCGCAUCUUUCCAUCUGCUGCAUCACAGAGCAGCGUAACUCUAUCAUAGGACAUCGCUGUCUGCCCUCUUACACAUACACCAGCUCCCAGAUGUCCACGGCUGGUCAGUUUUGCUGUGAUUGACAAGAGAUGGAGCGGAUGUCUGAGGAGGCGUUGAGGUUGAACUUGCUGAAGCGCGGCCUGGAAACGGCCGACGAGAGGGAAGAAGCGCUGGCCAAGCGCCUGAAAAUGGAGGGUCACGAGGCUAUGGAGCGACUGAAGAUGCUGGCAUUGCUCAAGCGCAAAGACCUCGCCGCUCUGGAAGGAGCCGCUGUGGCGGAGGGGAAAGGACCCGGGGCCAGCCAGGGGCUGAUGGGAGCCUCCGCGAUAUAUGAGGAGAAGCUGAAUGGGAGCUUGAGGAGCACAGGUCAUGGAGGACCCAGCAAGAAUGGCAAAGAGAACAUGAUGGACGAACCUGUGGACAUGAGCUCCAAGAGGAGCGGUGUGGAGCGAGAGAGGUGUACUCCAUCUCCAGAUGUGAUUAUCUUGUCAGAUAAUGAAGCGUCAAGCCCGAGGAGCACUCCACACCCAGAGGAGCGCCGCCAUCACCCCAACCUAGACAUGUUCAAGGGGAAGACGGGCGAGGAGAGGCAGCAGAUGAUCAAAGCCCUACGUGAGGAGCUGAGGCUGGAGGAGGCCAGGCUCGUGCUGCUGAAGAAGCUGAGACAGAGCCAGAUGCAGAAAGAGAACGUCGUACAGAAGGUUCCAGUCGUUCAGAAUCCCCCCUCCUCGGUUCAGCCCUCCACCAUUCACAGCUCACAGGGGAUGACCAAACUGCCUGUGCGGCCUGGCAUGCAUACGUCUGAACCUCAGAACCUCCGCACAGCACAGGGCCACACGGUGAUCAGGUCUGCAGUCAGUGCCUCUCUGCCCCCCAUGAUGAUGUCUCAGCGGGUGAUUGCUCCUAACCCAGCUCAGCUGCAGGGACAGAGAGUGCCCUCUAAGCCGGGCAUGGGCCGACCCUCCACAGGGAGCAUGAGCAAUGCAAUCAACUACCAGCAGGCUGCUAGCCAACAGGUGGCGGCCUCUCAGCGCUCCGGCUCCUCGGCGGCUCUCUAUAUGAACCUGGCCCACAUGCAGGCGGCCGGGGCGGCAGGAGUGCCAGGUGUGCCAGGUGUUGGGGUGGGCGUGAGCGGCGUGAGUGCAGUUAGCCCCUCUGCGCUUCCUGGUAGCUCUAGCGUGGGCUCUGUGGGCUCGUUGAGUGAUCAGGCCAGCAGCCAGGCAGCCGCCAAGCUGGCCUUACGCAAGCAGCUGGAGAAAACACUGCUGGAGAUCCCUCCACCCAAACCUCCCGCACCCCUGCUCCACUUCCUGCCCUCCGCCGCAAACAGCGAGUUCAUCUACAUGGUGGGACUGGAGGAGGUUGUUCAGAGCGUCCUCGACAGUCAGGGUAAAAUGAGAGGUUCACUAGGACGCACAGAGCCGUUCUUCUGCGCCCAGUGCAGGACUGACUUCACCCCCCACUGGAAGCAGGAGAAAAGCGGUCGCAUCCUGUGUGAGCAAUGCAUGACCUCCAACCAGAAGAAGGCCCUGAAGGCUGAACACACCAACCGUCUGAAAAACGCCUUUGUCAAGGCCCUGCAACAGGAGCAGGAAAUCGAGCAGAGGCUUCAGCAGCAGGCGGCUCUGUCUCCGAGUGCGGCUCAGACUGUCCCCAGCGUCAGCAAGGCUGAGAGCAUGAUCCGGCACCACGCACUCCGACAGGCUCCUCAGCCACAGGCAGCUCUGCAGCGGGGUUUAUCCAGCUCGGCGCGUGGUGUGCUAUCUAACUUUGCCCAGGCCUCACAGCUCUCAGUGGCCAGUGGACUGUUGGGUAUGACCAGCAAGCGCUGUGGAGGAGGCAGUGCCAGCAGCAGUCAGUCACAUGAGAGCCGCAGACAGAUUUAUAACAUCCCCGGAUUGAAUAUUGCCUAUUUGAACCCGGGAGGUCACAAGGCGUCCAGCCUGGCGGACCGGCAGAGGGAGUAUCUGCUGGACAUGAUCCCCCCACGCUCCAUAUCCCAAUCUAUCACUGGCCAGAAAUGAGCUCACACACACCCACACUGCAACCAUCACCCCUGUCGCAUGCAGUGCCUGUCCGUGUGCCUACCCAACUAACCCAUGAGAAUAACUCAGCCAGACGAACACCAGACUGUCUCAACUUCCAUUUCCUACUAUAACAAAGCUCUUUAUUUCUUGCUAUUGCUCUGUCAGUUAUCACCUUUAUUAUUAAUAUUAUUAUUAAUAUCAUUAUUGCUUGUGUUACAGGUAUUCUUAUGUUUAUUAGUAGUUUUAGUGACUUGUGGAUUUUUUUUUUUCUGUUUGACAUUUUUUAUUUAUUUCUUUCUCAAGGAAGGGGCUAGAUUUCAGGGUUACUUGAAAACGUGUUGCUCUUAUUUUCCUUCUUAGCUUCCUCCCUUUUGCACCCUGUAAAAUGAUGAGAGUUGGCUCUCACGUUACAAAAGCCCUUUUUUUUUUUUAAUUAUGUAGCCGUUUAUUGAAGCUUACGUCUGUAGUUAAGCUUUUUGGAACGAGAACAGUUCAUCUAUGCCAUGUGGUUUAAAAAGAAAAAAAAUCUUUGUAGCAAACACAUUUCAAAGAGAAAGAGCCCUGGUGGAGACUGUCUGAUGGAAUGACGGACUUUUCUAGUAAACUAACCCUAAUGCACUGAGACGCUAACGCUGUUCUGCCUUGAGAAGGCAACAUGAUACGAGAACACUUGGUGCUGUGUGCAGAAUCUUUUGAAGGAUGUUUAGGUCACGUACUACACAGCGGAAGGAUGGCUGAAAACGAGCAGCGACAGAAGCAUUGCGAUGAUCAAGCUAAUAACACGCAGUGCGUUUCUGAUCAAGGCUGCCGUUGAAUAUACAGGAUUUGCAGCAGAUUUGGAGGCCUGGAUUAGCGCAUCUUCCACAUCCCCUCAAUGCCUUUAUAUUCAUGACAUCGACGCCGUGAGAACGUCUCUUGCGGUGCCAUGUGAUUAGCUGCGUAUGGAGGAAGUGAGCAUCCAAAUGAACCUAAUUCCCUUUGUCAGUCUCAAUUCUCCUUCAGCGUCCUUAAUUUUCUAUUUCCCUCUAUGGCGGCGUCUCCUGCUGAAACGGUUGCGUAUCUGAGAGGUACUUACCACAGGAGACGAUAAUCAUCAAAACGGUAAACGGACAGAAACUAUUCAAAUAUCUAUAUGAUGUGUGUGUAUAGAUUCUUAGCAUGAGAUAAGGUUAAAAAGAUGGAGGUGGUAUAUCUAUAAUAGCGUAGGCAAGGGUCAAUCACCGUGAUGGGGACAACUCAUGUGAGAUGCCUUUUUCUCCAGGAGCACUUUUUUUAAAAAAUUUUUAAAAUCGAGAACUGAAAACUAAAAUGGUUAGGAAAGAGGACAAGAAUGUUUCAGCUCCCAGGCUCUUGCGGUAUGGAUGUCACCAGACCGUCUCAGAGAGAGUUAGGAGAGAGAUCGUGUUGUGAAUGUCAGACCGUCGGUUCAUUUCUGCUGUCCAUCCUGUCAGUGCCUCGGGUCCACCAGUACGUUUCAUGUAAUGUUUUGUAACUGUCUACACUUUUCUACAUUUCAGGCCAGAAUCCAAACAGGGCAGUAUGGCAGAUGUUGCACAAGGUGGCAGCAUUUGCAGUGUUUGGUCAGUAUGCAGUAUUAGUUUCUCCUGUAAGUUUCAGACUGAGAUCAAAGCUCUUUUGUUUUUGUUUUUGUUUUUUUCGGUGCUAGACAGCAUUAAAGCUGCAUGUCCUUUUCUCACUCUGCUAGUGAAUUAGCACUUACUGGACUCUUGUCAGUUGCUUUACUGAAGCAAUAUGUGUAGAUUACACAGCAAAAUACAAAUGGGUGACCAAGAAAAAAAGCUGGUGGUUCUGUCAUACAUUGGCUUUCACUGUUGGUAUGGAAGAGUCUCUAAAAAUCAAUUCAAAACUCUUCUGACUGAUCAGCUUUAUCCUAUGAUGAACCAUUUCUACCCCUACAGCCAACAUGGGCCCACUGAAUGGGUGGAUAAGUGGAUAUUAUGGCUGUUUUUGAUUGUCAUGUCUUUCACAGUCACCACACCUCGACCCAGAUCAACACCUCUGGGUGUACACUGUCAGGUUUAUCCAACACCAUCAUCAGAAUACCAGUCGAAGGAAUAUCUUCUGGUAGAGUAGCGUCCAUCCUUCCAAUUCAGUUCCACAGACUAGUGUAUAUGCCUGCUUUCUGAUUGUUCUCUUGGCUCACGGUGAUCCAGCAACUUAAAGAUAUUUAUCAGGGUGCCAGUGGAUCUGGAGCUUAUUCCAAAAACACUGGAAUACACCCUGGAUAGGAUGCCGGCUUUUUUUUUUUUUCUUCUUCCUUUAAUCUGUCACCCAUUUGUGUCGGGUUAAUUUGAUGGCUUCAAAUGGUUUUGUAAUCGUUGACACACUGCAAGAACCUGAGUAGUUCCUUUACCACAGACUACAAGAAGCACUGAAAUCACGUGUUACAUAUGAGCACUUUCUCAUAAAGUGCUACUUUUUGUUUUGUUUUUGAAAGAAAAGUGACCGAAUCGAGUCGUGUGUUAUGUGAAACCAUUGUUGUGCAUUGUUCUUGCUUGGGACAGAAAGAUGCAACUUUUUAAACAAAGUCAUUAGCUGUGUUUCAGAUUGUAUACUAUAUUCGCUGAACAAAUUAAGUAUGGACACUUAUUUUUUAUUGUUUUGGGGUUUUUUUUUUUUGCACUAACCUGUCCCAUCAUGCACCACAGAACAAAGGGGGAGGGUUUUAAGCUAGCAGCAGAUAACACCCGUGUCUGUGGUGCUGUUAUUAAACAUUCCCAAAUCUUUACAUUUUAAAAUGAAAAAUAAACGUAGCACAGCAAAUGUUAGUGAGCUAGCUAACAUCAGGUAGCACUGAACCCUAAUCUGGCACUAUUUUUUAUAUUGUGUUAAGUCCCAACAUUUGAAUUGAAUGAUUAUUUCAUGGACCUACGGUCAUCGCUUGUGACUUGAGACACAGCUAUCAAAACUACCUUGGCUUUGAUUCACAGGUGCAAUAUUAAAUGAUAGAAAGUUUACGCUUAAGAGAUUUGUUCGUUUUUGCUGACUCUAAUCAGUCCCCUUUGAAGGCAUACAAUGUUUUGCUUGUCUGAUUUUGAGUGUCUUGUAGGCUGUGUACAGUCAGUCUCUCUUCUCUCUGCUAAUCUCUCUGCCAGACUGUAAUGGAUGCAUCCAUACACAUCUAUCGAGAUCUACCAGUCGGAUUUUUUGAAACGUCGUUUUUCUAGGGUUUUAAAAAACAAAUCUUCCUUUUGGUUUCCUUGUUUUACUUUCGAUUUGAUUUAUUAUUUUUUUUGUUUGUUUGUUUAUUUAAUUUGUGAACUUUCAUACAAAAAAACCUACAUGUAAUCAAACAAAAAAAAAAAAAAAACCAGAACAGAACUAUGAGAUGGCAACACAAUAUUUACUAGGUCAUAAGUAAUAAUGACUUAUUGUACAUAUGCUUUUUUUCUCCUUUGAAUUAAAAAAUGAAAUUAAAAUGGUUGUAUAUUGUGUAGAAACGCAAGCAAAAAGCCAUGAAUAUUGUGAAGCUUGUCAUUUCGUUUAGUGAUCACUGUGUAUUAUUGUGUAACAAAUGUGCAAAAUGUAUGGGAUUAUACUUCUCUUGUUUUGGAGCUCUUUUUGAUGCAUUUUUCUCCCAGGCUGUAUGUUUUUGUAGUAUGUAGUAUUUGCAAAAGGAAAAGAAAAAAAAAAUGUCCUGGUGGAGCGUUUGAUCCAUUCUCCAGUCUUUGGAUUUAGGACAUAAUGGGAUAAUCUUGUAUAUGUUACUUUUUUGUGUGUGUUGCUUUUUUUGUCAAUAACAUUUGAAGUUAAACCAAUGUUUGGUAAAUGCAUUGAUUUUUCUCUCGCUAUCCCAUGCAAAGUGUCGGCCUCACACGUACGCAGUGGAUCAGACGUUUGACAGUAUUAACCCCAAACCUGACCAAACCCAAAGCGCUCAGCUGUAGAUAAUGACAUGAGACGAUGCACACUUCAUUUUACCUUGAGUUCAACUACAGGGUGUCCUCUACACUUUACACUUUUGGGAGACGAUGUAUAUCUACAUUUUCUACUUCUCAUGCUGUACCAUCUUAUUUCCUUAUGCCUUUUAUUCAUGUCUUGCCCCCCCCGAGUGGGGGAUUACGCAAUGCUCUUAAGUUUCCAUGGAAGAAUUGUAUACGUUGUAUACGUCCACAGGUUAAAGAAAAUGUUUGCCUUUGACUGUUCUAUUGCUUAUUGCUUUCAGUCUAGUAAGUUUUUAAGACAAAAAGAGACAAUUUUUGCACACUUUUAAGUAUUGAUUAGAAGAGUGUGUGACCUCCUUUCAGUUGUCAUCGUCAUACACUAACUGUCCGUAAUUCCUCGAUUGGACAAUCAGCAUUUUCUGGAGACAAGCGUUUUUAAUUUUACGUCUUUCCACCAUGUAAUGUCUCUCAAGUACUCAGAUCAUUCUUUCACUUUUUUCUUUUUUUUUUCUUUUUGUCCCUGUUGUUUUCUGUAAAAAAAAAAUUUUCUUUCCUUAUUUGGUAUUUGUUGCAAAAUACAAGUCACUUUUGAUGAAGUUUGGGAGAAAAGCGGCUUUUUAUUAUAAUUUUUUUUAUUUUCUUUUAUUUUUAACUUUUUUUUUUUUUUUUUAACAGACUCGGCUGCAGUUCCACCAGUUUGAAGACUUAGAACACUUGGCAAUAUGUAAAUCUGUUUUGUUUAAAAAAAAAAAAAACAAAAACAAAAAACCAACAAAUGAAACCUUGUGAGUUUAAAAGACUUAUUGUUUGGACUGGGGAUUGGCUUUAAAAGUAAUGAAUUUGAAUCAAGGCUGAAAAUGUGCUUUUUGUCAACUUUUUUCUUUUUAUUUGGAACAUUUAAUCCAGACCUUUUGCACAUCCUUGAUAUUUAACUGUCUAAAAAUGAAGCUGAAAAACAAAAAUGCUGUUUGAUUACUGCCGAUUGAUUAACAAUUAUGCGUUGACUGAAAAAAAAAAAUAAAAAAAAUAAGCUAAUUUUGGAGGAAAUAACUUUGUAAUAUUUAUCUCUUGCAAGCUAUGUUUAAUAAAGGAUGGAACAGUUUA